AUGGACGGAGAACAUCACCACCACAACCGCAGGUUCGAGCUCGACCCGCUGAUCAUCGGCCUCCUCGGGAUCAUGGUCGGAGCUGUCUUGGUCGCGACCUACCACUGCAUCCUCGUCGGCCUCCCCAACCCCAUCGCCGCACACAAUCAAGCUCAACCCAGUAGUGAUUCCGAUGAGCACGACCGAGAAAGUGAUGAUCGGGCUCAGAGGCAAAGACAGGCCGGGCCAGGCCUUGCCUCGGCGCAGCUGGACAUGGCCGUAAUCCGCGACGACAAGGAGGACUCGAGAGGGGAAGACGCGUGCGCCGUGUGCCUUUGUGAGCUCAAGGACGGCGAGCCCGUUCGGGUGCUGCCCGAGUGCAUGCACUACUUCCACGCGGCUUGCGUCGACGCGUGGCUCUACUCGCACGCCAAUUGCCCGCUGUGUCGAGCGAAGACUGAUCCUCCGGCGGACGUCGUGCUCGCCGUGGCGGAACUCGACGGCAUUCCGGCAGCGGAGCAUCAUAGACAGGCAGUUCUCGAGGGUCCGGACCCAGCCCGGGGAAGUAGCAACGUGUUUUAG
Molecule: messenger RNA, 561 nt
Organism: Rhodamnia argentea
Lineage: Eukaryota; Viridiplantae; Streptophyta; Magnoliopsida; Myrtales; Myrtaceae
Product: RING-H2 finger protein ATL52-like
Exons: 1
Coding region: 1-561 (186 amino acids)
Biological process (GO): protein ubiquitination
Source: RefSeq, a predicted model, not a curated record